Penicillium manginii is the source of this 2754-nucleotide messenger RNA. RefSeq lists its product as uncharacterized. Lineage: Eukaryota; Fungi; Ascomycota; Eurotiomycetes; Eurotiales; Aspergillaceae. The record is from RefSeq and is a predicted model, not a curated record. The coding region runs from base 1 to 2754 and encodes 917 amino acids. The transcript has a single exon.
AUGGGCUCUUCUCAUUCCGUGGAAAGUGAAAAGCACGAAAGGGAUGUAUGGAGAACUCAUUUGGAGCACCAAUAUGACGGGAAACACCACCGAAAUGCUGGGACUCGAUUUCGACGCCCCUACUUGGACUCGAACGCCAUUGAAGAGCGAAUGAAUGAGCUUCAACACGGAAAACAACGAGAAAAGAAGCGACGAUACCUCAACAUUCUGGGUGAAAACGACCACGAAAAGUACCCUGAUCUUGAUACCUAUUACAGCACAACAAAAGAGAUACCCCGCCGAUUGAUUGUCCAAGCCACCCACGAUGCCCAAAAGGAUACUCGAGCGCGUCACUGGGGCCACAGCACUAUAAAAGGCAACAGGCCAUUUGUUGUGUGGCUGUCUGAGCUUUGUUUGAACCCUUUUCGCUUUGACAGAUAUGACGGCGGUUUUGUGGAUGAGGAUGAUGAGAAGGCCGAGGAUAUUCGGUGGAAGAAGAUGAGUCUUGCGCGGAGAAUCUUUCAGACCACUGUACACUGGAUUGCCUCGACAAUACUCACCCUGUUAUUUGCCUGGAUCAUCCAAGUUGUGUUAUCAGUCCAAGUUGCCACUGCGCCUUGGAGUGACUCAGGUGCAGCCGACUCUUAUGAUGGCUACGAGAAUGUCCAUUGGGAAUGGCCCCACCAUGCAGUCAAUAUCCUAGACCAGUCGCCGAACAACAAGAAGCCACAAUCCACAAUCACCAAGUUGAUGAUACCCCGACGCCUGGUGGUCAAAGACAAAUCUACCGGCAAGUGGGUUGUGAAGAUGACGGACGAACUUCGCGACAAGCACACUGGCAUGCUUCAGCCAUACGUCUUCCUCAGUUUCUCGCGAGCUAAUUUCCUGGGUGUGGAUGACACAAAAUUGAGGCCGUUCUUUCAUCGGGUCGCAGAAGAAGUUCUGGAACGCGAAAACGAUCGUCGAGACGAAAAGGAUCCCGUAAUGGAAGCUUUCUGGCUUGAUAUGGACUGUGUCGCAUCGGAUCCUCUAAUCAAAGACAAGAAUGGAAACAUGGUAAACCCAAUCAUGCAUGACGACUCGGAAAAAACAAAGGACAUCAAUUCUAUUUGCGAUGCCGUGCGAUGCGCGAAACGGGUUUAUGUCGUCUUACCUGACGAUCGCCCAGAAGACAAGUUAAUUUGGGGCCGACGUAUUUGGACUCUUCCCGAAGUCUUGCUCGCAGCCGAUAAGAUUCGAUAUUGCAUCUUUCCCCUCGAAGCCAUGCAAAGAGAUGAUAAGCCCAUAAUCAACAAUGUCUUAUUGACUGAUAUGUAUAACAGUUUCUGGGCAGGCCAUCCCUCUCGAUCCCACUUGGCUAGUGACGAGGCAUUGGAUACCCAUGAAGAUGCAAUCACACACCUUGUCAACCACUAUACGAACCGUACCAAGCUGAGCGAGCUGCAGCUGUUCACAUUUGCAAUCCAGGCUUUGGCUCAACUGACUUCUGGUAAAGACACUCGGGGCGAAAGUACCGUGGAGUUAGCAUAUGCCGCCAUGGGUCUGCUAGCUUAUCGACUCACUCCUGACGAUAAUGAAGACGUGUUUCAAGCUGUCGCACGACUGUCUCUUGUCAACGACAGCAAUCAUCUACUUGAACGCCUGCUCUGCUUGUGGCCAAGUUAUGGCGAAAAUGAGCAGAAUCCUGAAGCAAAAGCGAAGUACGCCGUCGCGAGCAGUGAUACUCUCCUGCGAAACAUUGCAGAUCGCGAUCAGUAUGCCGUUCAUCUAUGGGAUAUUGAUCCGAUGUGUGAUGUGGUCGGAAUUGGAAACGACAAGUUCACGCCCACCGUGAUAACUGAUCGCUGUCGGGGUAUUCCUAUCCGGUGGAAGGGAUUUCCCAGAAUGCGAUACGCACAAGACUUGACGAGCUUUCGGGCAACUCUAGCCCAAACUGUCGUCUUUGCAGGCGUAUGGUUCUUCGUCACAGGCUUUGGACUAUUCUCUUCGGCCAUCUCACUCGCAAUGGCAAACAACACCGGCAACAAAGAGACCAACAUUAGCGUCGGUUCUUAUCUUUGGGGUGUGGCAAUAUUUGUUGGUGUCGGAUGGAUGAUAUCCUGGUUCAGUCCACUUGCAGUACGCCAACUUUGCAACGGCGGAUCUUCCGGUGUUUCCUGUCAUCUGAUAGGAUUCGAAGGCACGAUGACCCUCCGACAAAUCGAGAAAGCAAUAUAUGGCAACUACAAUGCCCGUCUUACUUAUUCUCCUUCUUCUUCCAUCUUCUCCAAGGAUCUGCGCCACCCCAAGCUUCGAAUGGGAGUCGAGAGCCCGGAUGAGAAUGGAGACCCCGAAGGGCCAGAGCAUUGGAAACAGCAGAGAGUGAAGCACAAUAUCCCCGACUCGCAUCGCCUAUUCACAAUUGUUGACACGGGUGAUUUGACCGUUACAGUGAUUGCUGCUCAGAGGCCCCCUGUAGUUGCUUUGAUUGCCGGUCGCGAGGGUGGCAUGUUGCGGUCCCUGCUGUGUAGCUGGCGCUUCGAAACGAACUGCUUGUAUCGCGAGUGUGUUAUCCGUAUGCGGAGCUCGCUGGAGGAACAGGCUACUCCGAAUGACUGGCUUAAGAUCAGUCUAGCUAGCCAAAGCGAUGUCAAUCAGACCCGAUCACUUUACCAACCAAAGAGUCAGCCUCUGCCUCCACCUCCUGUUGCUGGUUCCAUUCCCCCUUCGACUCUCCCGGUUCCUCCUCGGAAAACCCCGGUCGUCGGCCAAACCAAUAUUGAGUCAGUGCAAUGA